CCUCUACUGAAAGGAACCUCCCCCAGCCUCCAAUUGUGUAGCUCAACAGGUCUGCUCAGGUGAAUUCCCAUUGGUAAAGCACUUUGGGAUCAGCUGGAUAACAGGCACAUUAAACAGCAAAUAUAUCAUUGUCUUUGCAAUCACAACAAAAAAAGAUGACUGCAGAAUUUAGUAGUCUUUUGAUUCUACAGCAAUCAUCUUACGUAUUUUCAAAUAAUGGCAUUAUACUACUAAAAAUUGAGCCAUUAUCUCUGUAUCAGUUUACACAGUUAAUUUAUUAUUCAUUGCACUGGAUUAGAUGGCACAACAGAAGGAAGUUGGAAAACAAUACACUGUAGAAGCUGGUUGGUGAUGACCCUACUGAUUCUCUUCUCCAAGUAAAAUGUAACUAGGCUUUAAACAAAGCAGCUAGACUUUAAGUUUUGCCAUGUGAGUAUGAGAGUUGGAAGCUGUAGUUGAUACAAGGUUUUUUAUUAUUAUUAAUGCCAUACUAUGUUUGCUGCUGCUACCAAAAACUUUGUUAAGCAAGUUGGUGACAGUGGGAGAUUAGUCCCUGUUCCUAGCCUCAGUGAAGCUGACAAAUACCAACCUCUGAGUCUUGUUAUUAAGAAGAGAAAAUGUUUUCUUUCAAAAAAAUCUAAAUUUGCUUCGACACCUUUCACCCUAAAAGACAUUCUUCAGGGAGAGAAAGAAAUUUCAGCUGGUGAUGGGGGCCAGGAAAUUAAGCCAGGUGUUUCAUCCUAUCAGCUGUUGAAUUAUGAAGACAAAUCAGAUGUUUCACUCUAUGGUAGACGAGGAAAUCAGAUAAUGAGUGAUGUUGGGGUCAAUAUUGCUGGAUCAGAUUCUAUUGCAGUAAAAGCUUCAUUUGGUAUAGUGACCAAACAUGAGGUUGAAGUACCAACAUUACUUAAAGAACUUACUACUAGAAAAAUUAACUUUGAUCACUGCCUAGUCCGACAAUCAAGAGAAAGUAGGAAAGCGGUUCUGUGUGUGGUCAUGGAAAGUAUUAGAACAACACGGCAAUGCUCAUUAUCUGUGCAUGCUGGUAUGCGUGGAGAAACAAUGAGGUUUCAUAUUAUUGAGGACCAAAAUCACAAGGGACGAGACAAAGCUAUUGUUUUUCCAGCUCACACAACUAUUGCAUUUAGUGUAUUUGAACUUUAUAUUCACUUAGAUGGUAAUUUUGAGUUCUGUGUCACUCCAGUUUCAAAAGGAGGAUUUGAAAAAGAGCAAUCUAGAUCAUUUUCACUGAACAAAUUAAGGAGGAAUCUGUUCCACCGAAAUAAAAGGGUAAUGGAUAUCAUUGCUAAUUCAGAUGCUUACUUGGAGGACAUUUUUACAGACUAUUAUGAAAAAGCUGCAAGCAUGACUGAUAUUUCUACAAGCUAUCUCAGAGAAGGGUCUCAUAUCCGGGUUAAUUUACUUAAUAACAACAUCCCAAAAGGUCCUUGUGCCCUUUGUGGAAUGGGAAAUUCUAAAAGAGAGACAGUCUAUGGAUGCCUAGAGUGUUCUUUUAAUGGACAAAAGUAUGUACGACUGCAUGCUGUGCCCUGCUUUGAUGUCUGGCACAAGAGAGUGAGAUAAAUGAUCUAUGAGCGUGACUAUUGUUAUAGACUUCAGUGUAACUGUGCCACAAAAUUUCCAAAAUUGUUGAAUAUUGAGUUACGUUCAACAGAUAUUAAAAGUGCAAAAUAUUUGGUUAUGCUAUUUCCUUUUUUAUUGUAAAGUGAUACUUCUAUUUUACAAUAAAGGUAAUUAUAUUACAUAGUUCAG
Molecule: messenger RNA, 1773 nt
Organism: Mauremys mutica (yellowpond turtle)
Lineage: Eukaryota; Metazoa; Chordata; Testudines; Geoemydidae
Gene: PJVK
Product: pejvakin
Exons: 7
Coding region: 493-1584 (363 amino acids)
Biological process (GO): programmed cell death
Cellular component (GO): cytoplasm
Source: RefSeq, a predicted model, not a curated record